This is a messenger RNA of Trichomycterus rosablanca, 2378 nucleotides long. It is a transcript of the gene hps4, whose product is annotated as HPS4 biogenesis of lysosomal organelles complex 3 subunit 2. Lineage: Eukaryota; Metazoa; Chordata; Actinopteri; Siluriformes; Trichomycteridae. The record is from RefSeq and is a predicted model, not a curated record. Gene Ontology annotation, cellular component: lysosomal membrane; cytoplasmic vesicle; BLOC-3 complex. The coding region runs from base 206 to 1969 and encodes 587 amino acids. The transcript is spliced from 13 exons. Gene Ontology annotation, molecular function: guanyl-nucleotide exchange factor activity; small GTPase binding. Gene Ontology annotation, biological process: protein targeting; vesicle-mediated transport; melanosome assembly.
UUUAGAUAAAUGCAUUUAGAUCAUAGAUUUAGUAUAUUUUAAAAUUAAGAGCUGUAAGUAUAAUCAUAAGGCAUUAGAUUAGAAAGUAGUCCAAGUUUGGCUUAACAGGGUCACUCCUCCACUCAGCAUGAAGAGAAGAAGAUCAGGCUGCUCUUAAUAACAGCAGUGUUUAGUCGUCACUGUGUCUCUUCCACACUGAUCAGCGAUGGCUGAGACGGCGUGGACCGAAACGAGGCGGUGCAGUUGUUUCUUCCUCUAUGAUCGCUCCAAGGUGCAGGGAGAGGGAGACCUGACCCGUGCUGGGAUUUACUAUUUCUACCCUGAAGAUACGCCUUUAGACCAGCAGGAACUAGUCUGUGGGCAGUUGGCUGGUGUGAGUCGCUGUGUUUCAGAGAUCUCAUCAUCUCCUGUCCGUCUGCUCCGUCUGCGCAAGAGCAAAUACGCCAUCCGCAUGAGAGACGACUUCCUCUGGGUUCUGAGUGGAUCAGAAAUUCCGGACAGGAGUCUGUGUGAGUUUCUGGAUCAGCUGAUCAAUCUGUUCAGUUUCUACAACGGUCCGGUUCGACGCAGCUAUCAGCUGCACAGUCAGGCCGAGCUGGCACUGCGCUGGGCGCGCUAUCUAUCCCACCUGCAGGGCGGCACCACUGAGCUCUACCACAUCUUUAGCUGUCUGAGAACCAUCGACUAUACACAAAUUGAUCCGUUGUUGUUGCUGAAAGCGGCUCUGAUUCUGCAGGCGUGCCAGCGUUGUCCUCUGGUGUUAGCCGGCUGUAUCCUCUACCGCGGCAGAGUGGUGAGCACACAGAUGCGUCCAGAACUGACGAUGAAGAUAAUGGUGCAUGAAACGGAGAUGUACAGCCAGGAUCUCGGGAUGUCAGCCAGUACGUCUCAGACCACGCCCUCUUCCAGCACCAUGACAACCCGAGUGUUCCUGACCCCUUCUGAACUUCACACACUGCGCUGUUUACCAGUAAACACCUCCUCUAGUUCUCAAUCUCCUGCCGAGAGUCCACCGAAGCCCCGCCUCCUUUCUCGCACACUGUCCGACCUGCCAGCCGCUGAUGAUCUCGACCGCGCCCACUCCCCACCUCUGUCCAGUCAGACCCAGCGGUCCUCACCUGGCUCCUCCUUGUCGGACGAAGCGUGUUUCAGCCCGUGCCUGUCGUUAGCGAGCACGCCAAAUCAUUCCGACUCUACAGAAAGAGACUCCAACGAGUCACAUGACCGUCACAGCUUGACCUCCGGGAUGCUUCUGUAUGAGGGGUUAGGAGGUACAGAUGAGGAUCGUGAGCGGGCGCAGAAUGAUGUUACUGAUGGAUACCAAAAUGACCUCGCCCACAGGAAGGACAACGAGAGGGAGAGGAGCGACGGGUCUGGAGAGGGGGCAGAAGACGAGGGCAGAGAGAGGACGCGUGGCAUGGAUGGUGUGAGGAUGGAUUCGGAGCGUGAUGCAGCUCUGGAGCCCAUUUUACUGUAUCAGCACCGGGUCAGAGGGCUCGUACUGGCCCUGCUGGUAGAGCAGGACUUCAGCACACACCCCAGUGCCCAAGAGGAUGUGUACCACAGCAGUCUGGCGUCUCUAAACGGACUAGAAGCUCACCUGAGGACGAUUCCUCCUUUGACUGUGGGCCCUCAGGGGCCGUACACCUUCGCCCACUAUGACUGCAUCCAGAAGACUCUCAUCACGAAUGUAUGUAAUCGCUCUGCUGUACCCCAGGAUCGACAGUUUGUGAAAUCCACGGCUCUGCUGCACUCACAAUUUGCACUUACAGACUCUCUGCAGGAGGCCAUAAUCAGGAAUGCUGGCUGUGCCGUAUACGCUACACGCACCACAGCACAGGAGACCUUCUUCCUCCAGCAGGGUCUGAACUCAAGGAAUUCUGGGGUACCGAACGCCCAAGACAGCGCCUUCUCUCUGCCCAGUAAAGCUCGUCAUCGUUUACUCAAACACGGAGUCAACCUGCUCUGAUCUGAUCUGAUCUGAUCUAACCAGCUGUGUGGUAGCUAGCUAGGUGAAACGUGGUGAUGAUUCUAGCGGCCCACAGCUAAUCCAGUGCCACACACACACACACACACGUGAUGGUGGAUCUGAUUAUUGAUUAGCUGACAGAACAGAGCGAUAUUACUGGCUGCUGUAUUGUAACUGUACCAGGUCAUUAAUUAUAACUAGCAUCAUUACUACAGGAGUUGAGGGCAGAUGGACUUUUUUGGUGCGUCUGGUUGUGAGAUUGGUGUUGAUGGUAUGUGUGUUGGGGGGUGGGGGCUUGGAUGGGGGGUGCAUUUCCUACUGAGCAGUUUUGAAGUGUGUUUUGAAAAGAUUAUAUAUGAUAUGUUUAUAAUAAAUAAAUGUAAUUGUUACAGUCUGGUAUAAAGUACUG